This is a messenger RNA of Ctenocephalides felis (cat flea), 666 nucleotides long. RefSeq names its product endocuticle structural glycoprotein SgAbd-2-like. Gene Ontology annotation, molecular function: structural constituent of chitin-based larval cuticle. The record is from RefSeq and is a predicted model, not a curated record. The transcript has 4 exons. Lineage: Eukaryota; Metazoa; Arthropoda; Insecta; Siphonaptera; Pulicidae. Gene Ontology annotation, cellular component: chitin-based extracellular matrix. The coding region runs from base 127 to 633 and encodes 168 amino acids.
GAUUUUGUAAAGAAAUUAUUAUUAAUAAUAAUAAUUGUUAUUAUUAUUUUUUUGUGUUUGUAACAAAUAUUUGUUUAUUAUAAAUAUUAUUUGAGUAAAGAAGUGCUCCGGACGAUCUGUGUAAAAAUGAAAUCGUUUUUAAUAUUGGCAGCAGUGGCAUGUUGCGCAUGCGCGCGUCCACAGUACAACCAGUACCCGAGACAAGGCUACCAACCGCAGCAGUAUCAGCAGCAGCAGAGGCAGCAGUAUCAGCAGCAACAGCAGUACCAACCUCAGAGACCUUUUGUGCCGAUAACUUCAUACUAUAACGAAAUCAACCCUGAUGGAUCUUAUCAAUACGGAUAUUCGACAGGUGAUGGACAGCAGGCACAAGAGCAAGGUUAUUUGAAAAACGCGGGUAAUCCAGAGGCGGAGGCUCAGGUGAUGCAGGGCUCCUACUCCUACACAGCCCCCGAUGGGACCCCCAUAGAGGUCAGAUACAUCGCCGACGAAAAUGGGUUCCGUGCAGAAGGUGCUCACUUACCAACUCCUCCACCAAUUCCUGAAGCGAUUCAGAAGUCUUUAGAUUACAUUGCAAGGACACAACAACAAAGUCAACAAUAUGGACAACAACAAUAUCAACAGAGAUAUUAAACAACAAUCUCCACAGAGAUAUUAAGAAACAUA